AACAGGAAGUAGCAUGGAGACGGAACAGAGAAGACGGAGUGACGGCUCUUCUAAAACGUCCAAAAAGAAUGAUAAACGUCUUAAAGCAAAGAGCGCUGAGGAAGAAGCGAAAAGGAGGGAAGCGAUCAAAGAGGCGCUACGAGAGAAGUUGGAAUUGGAGAAAAGAGCUCGGCAGGUGGUGGAGCGGCUGCUGGACGACAGUGUGACUGAGGACUUCCUGAUUGACUGUGCCAGGUUCAUCACCCCGGCCAAUUACAAAGAUGCUGUUGAGGAAAGAUUCAUCGCAAAAAUGUGUGGUUAUCCUGUAUGUCCAAGCAAGCUUGGCAAGAUCCCAACACAGCAGUUUAAAAUUUCUACAAAAACCAAUAAGGUUUAUGACAUCACUGAACGUAAGUGUUUUUGCAGUAACUUCUGCUACAAAGCCUCCAAAGAGUUUGAGCUACAAAUAUCAAAGACGCCUCUUUGGCUCAGGCAGCAUGAGAGUCCUCCAGAAAUUACUUUAAUGAAGAAAGGAGACAGUGGGAGUUCUGGUGAAGAGGUGAAGCUCACAGAAAGGCGUCUCCAAGAGGAGGACAUCGAGAACCCUUUGAUCGUCCAUCCCCAGGAUACUCCCAGCUCUGAGCAGCGUUCUGCUUCUCCACGUCUCUACAGCGAUAGUAGCGAAGACGAACAAGAGCAGGACUUUGUUUCCAGUGUGGUUUCCCAGCGUCAAGGACCCAGAGUGCACUGGGGUGACUUACCUAAACGCACAGAUAAAGACAAGAAACAAGGGGAAACAGAGAAGAGCAAGAAGCAGAAUAUAGAGGAGACUGAGGAGGAGAAAAUGAGAGAAGAGGAGGAUAAACAAACUGGAGGCCAGCGUCUCCCAGAAGACACAGGUUUCAAAGUGGAAGACGCUGCAGCUCAGCUCAGUCUGUGUAGUUUAGCUGAGACUGUCACUCCCAAUACAACACAAACAGAACUCACAUCUACAAAACAGGAGUCUAAUACAUCUGAAAACAGUCACAGCACAGCACAGGUCAAUGAGCCAGGCCUCAACAUCACACAGGUCGGUAUGAGCAAGAGAGGAGCAGCAGGACUACGAGAUCUACUCAAAAACCAAAGUACUGGACCCAAACCUGAUUCUAUCCGGCUCAGACUUAUUGCAUGUUUGACGAAAACGUUAAAGGAGUGGAGCACUGACGACACUUUGACGUUCCUCUAUGGCCCUGACCACUCACUAGGUUCUCCAUUUGCUGACGUAAAAGAAGAGGAGGAGGAACUGGAUGAAGAUGACAUUGAGGAUGAUGUGACACAGGAGGAGAUGGAACAGGAUGUUAAGAGACCGUCAGCUGCAGCUCCAGAUUAUAAAACGCUGCAGAAGGAGACUGAGCAGCUGGAUAUCAGGGUCAAGGAGUUUUACAAAGGAACGUGGAUUCUGCCUGAUGGCAAUGAGCAGUCAGAGGUGACAGUCAAAGACCAGAACACCAGGGACCCGGUUUUGCCUCUCAUUGACUCUCAGGCUCAGCACCUCAUCCAGAAGCGAAUCACAGUAGAGAAGCUCACUAGCUGUCUCAGAAACAUCGUCGGCUCACUUCGUCUCACCAUGAGCGACAUCUCCACCGACCUCAACAACCUGGUCCGGACAUUCAGGUUUACUAACACGAACAUCAGCCACAAAAUUCCAGAGUGGACCCUCAUAGCUGUUGUGCUGCUUCAUCUGUUGUCUGAGGUGUCUCCGUUGGUGCGAGAGGCGUUGAAGAUGCCGUCGUCCACGGAGUACCUGAACACACUGAUGGAGGAUCUCGGUCUCCAGGAGCACGACCUGCUGGACUUAAUGCAGAAGUUUAAAACACAAACACUCUGACGCACAGUCAUAUGAACACAUAUUACUUACAUUCAUGAUCUCUGACUGAAUAAACUGUUUUUAUGUGCACUAGUUAAUUAAUUAAAAUCUGUUCAUGACCUUUUGUCUGAA
This is a messenger RNA of Sphaeramia orbicularis (orbiculate cardinalfish), 1957 nucleotides long. RefSeq names its product RNA polymerase II associated protein 2 (gene rpap2). Gene Ontology annotation, cellular component: nucleus; cytoplasm. The transcript is spliced from 12 exons. Lineage: Eukaryota; Metazoa; Chordata; Actinopteri; Kurtiformes; Apogonidae. Gene Ontology annotation, molecular function: RNA polymerase core enzyme binding; RNA polymerase II CTD heptapeptide repeat phosphatase activity. The record is from RefSeq and is a predicted model, not a curated record. Bases 14 to 1846 code for a protein of 610 amino acids.